AUGGUGGGCCCCAACGUCCAAGACCGCGCCGUCAAACUAUGCCGUGAAGCUGUCGAGUUGCUCGAUGCCGGCCACAAAGAGGCCGCAUCGAGAAACCUCCGUGAAGCCCUCUCCCUUGCACCUGAGAAUCCCGAAGUAAAAGCGGCCUUUCUCAAAAUUCGCGGCGAGGAAGAAACUGGCCAUCCUCUCUUACAUUUAUGUCAAAAAUACGCGACUGGAAAGCAUGAAGACGCCGGAAAGGAUGCUGCUCGUUUCCUGCACGCGGAUGGAUCCAAACCUCCUGAAGACGUCUCGUUAGAAUGCCUUAACCUCAUUCUAGCUAAGAACGCCGAGUCACUCUCCCCCAUUCAGGAUGAAAUCAUCUCUGGCUUGGUUAGACACACUGUCAGCGUGCGGCGCUUCUUUGCUUCACGCCUCCAGGUUUCCGUUACCACUUUUUUCGACGAGAUUUACGAUAGAGGUGACAAUGCAGUGGUUUGUCUGGAUACCGUUGUGCUCGACCCAACCCUAUGGCCGUCAGAAGCUGUUCGAUCGCACUGUGAGAGUGAGCUGUUCCAACUCUUUAUCGCAAAAUUGAUGGAGUCAGGCCACGACCAGGACGGCCGCUCUCUUAAGGGGAUAACUAGACUUUUAGCCGUCGACGCAGCGAAACUGCAACAUCUGAUAGACGAUGAAGGCUUCGACGUGAUUUUAGCAUCACUGGAUUACAGGCUCCCUCUUGACGUCCGAAGUCAAGCGACUCUAGCUACGGCUAAAUACCUUGAAGCAUCCAAAGAAGUUGGACAAAAACUCUUCUCACAGCUGAUUACAGCCAAGGUUGCAAAAGCCCGAAACGACGAUUUAAUUGUCGCCUUUUCUGCUGCUGCCGCGGUUUUCCCAAUCAUCCCAUCACUCACCUCGUCUCUUCUCUUGACGGAAGGCUUCCUACAGUCCAUUGUGCCUCUCCUCCAUCGUGAGGCAAAGUCUUCCAAAGUCGAACUGGCUCUUUUGGAACUGUUUAAUGCCGCAUGUCUGGACCGAGCUUGCCGCGAAGCAAUAAGCAAGGAAUGUGGUGACUGGCUAUCCCAUAUUCUCUCUAAUGGUACCGAUGCGAGCUCCGAGCUAGCCGCUGUUGUCCUAGCAAAAGUGAGGACAUCCGAGAAGCAAGGAAGCUCCGAAUCCGCUGCCAAAACGCACGAGGACAAUGAGUCUAGUGUCCAGGAGCUGGUUAAUCGUUUCAAGGGACAAAUGUCAGACCACAAAGUCACCAAUGUUCACAAUCCUAUAGAAGGGUUGGCGUUUUCCUCAGUCAAGCCCGAUGUUAAAGAACAGCUGGCGUACGAUCCGGUUUUUCUAAAGGGUCUUUUUCAGGUUCUGACUUCGAAUUUGGAAGAUACCACUCUAUUAUAUGGAGGACUCAUGAUAAUUGCCAACAUUACGAGAUACUUGCCGAAUUUGUCGGAAGAACAGAAGAAGAUGUCGGAGUUGAAAGCGUAUGCUGAAGCAUCCAAGAACCCUUCGACGCCCAAUGAACUGGAAGAUGACCAGCAUGUGACGGGACGCUGUGCAGCACUUAUUGAAGCCAAUAUCAUGCCCCUCCUGGUGGACUGCGGUAAAGCAAGUUUGAAGUCAAUUCAUGAUCUCACGAGCAAAAUUGUUCUGUCUUUGUCAAAGAAUGCCAAGUCAAGGGGCAAACUCGCCCAACAAGGAGCAGUCAAGCUAUUACUAUCCAUUUUGGGUCCCAAGAACGGUAGCCCUACCCCUACGUUCAACGAAACCACACACAAUGCGUCGCUUGCCCUAGCUCGCAUUCUCAUUUCUGUUAAUCCAUCCCACGUCUUUCCUUUUUCUGGGUUCCCACAGAUUACGUCUGCCAUCCGGCCUUUGGUUGCACUUCUCAGUCCUCCAACAGUUCCAUUCGCUGCAGAACAACCACGGGAUCUCCUCCCUGUGUUCGAAUGUCUGCUGGCCCUUACAAAUCUUGCUUCAUCUCCGGAUAGUACAGCAGCCGAAGCUAUUGUACGGCAAGCAUGGGAUGUUCUUGAAGAUCUACUAUUGUCAAACAACACAUUCAUUCAACGCGCUGCGUGUGAGCUAGUCUGUAACUUGAUGACGUGCGAAGCAGGCAUUGUGAAAUUUGCAGAUGGGUCAAAACGUGCCGGCCAACGCUUACAUCUGCUUCUUGCUCUAACAGACGUCGACGAUGUUGCUACACGAAGAGCAGCCGGAGGGGCUCUAGCGAUGCUAACAGAAUACAAUGCUGCAAUUGCUGCGGUGUUGGACCGACCACGCGGUGUCAAUCUCUUGCUCGGACUCUGCCAAGAGAGCAACGACGACCUUGUCCAUCGAGGAAUAGUCUCCAUUCGCAACCUGACUUGCAUCGCUUCCGGUGACAUGGGUACCCGUGCUCGCAACGCUGUCAAACAGGGAGACGGCAUUGACAUUCUCAAAAGCUGUCUCAAACGUUCUUCUAACCCGGCUAUCUUGCAAGCCGGGGUGGAGGCACUGAAGCCGUUAGUGGAGCAAAGCGCAGCCUAG
This is a messenger RNA of Talaromyces atroroseus, 2517 nucleotides long. RefSeq lists its product as hypothetical. The coding region runs from base 1 to 2517 and encodes 838 amino acids. Lineage: Eukaryota; Fungi; Ascomycota; Eurotiomycetes; Eurotiales; Trichocomaceae. The record is from RefSeq and is a predicted model, not a curated record. The transcript has 2 exons.